GAAUCAGCGUGCAAAAAUAACAAUGAUGGCGCCGAUUUUCGUCACUUCGUUUCUUCUCUUUGUAUCGAGUUAUCUCUCUUGCGCUGAAAGCAGACCAGACUAUAUACACUGUGUGAGCAAUUCGGAGUGCGAGCUGGGUCACUGUUGCAGCAUAGGACCCAUAAGAUACAGCGUACCGCAAUGUAGUCCCAUGAAAGAAGAAGGAGAGGAGUGCAGACCAGGCAGCGCUAAUCCAGUCAACAUGACUGUAUCGUAUCCUGAUCUCGAAACUGUAGAAUUAACCGAUGUCCAUUACAUUUUCUGUCCUUGUGCUCACGGAUUAUCGUGUGAUAGAGGCAUUUGCAAACGCACGGGCGAAGAACGCGACAGAAACCAUCUGAUCGGCGAAAACAAUGACGAUUAAUAAUUAAUAAGAGAAGUAACGUGUAACCAAAACGUUAAAAGAACUCAGGAUAUUACAAAUUGUUUUUAGAAACAAUUCAAAGGACGAUGUAAAUUGUAAACCAAAGGACUAACAAUAAGGAGCCUUAAAGUAUAAUUAACUAAUAAGAGCUGCAUUAAAUAUAGUCAUAAUACAAUUUUGAAUAAUCUUAAGAAAUUACGUAACGUAAUGACUUUAUAUAAGAUUAUCGAAUAAAUGUAAUAUAUCAAACGAA
This is a messenger RNA of Hylaeus volcanicus, 656 nucleotides long. Its product is annotated as astakine-like. NCBI's taxonomy places the organism in Eukaryota, Metazoa, Arthropoda, Insecta, Hymenoptera, Colletidae. The transcript is spliced from 2 exons. The record is from RefSeq and is a predicted model, not a curated record. The coding region runs from base 23 to 403 and encodes 126 amino acids.